UGAAAUAAAUUGGAUAUAUUUAAUGACACUAUAGCAAUAUGGCAUGAAUGGCACGUAGACAUUUCAUAACCUUUAUGACUACAUUACUAAUGUUUUUCAGUAAAAUGAUGUGAAAGUUUUUCAUAGUUUGACAUAGUAGAUUUGACCUUUUGCAGCAGUAUAAUAAAUAAUACAAUGAAUUUAAGUAAAACAGAGAAACUAAUAGCAGCUAGAAAAAAGUUAAAAGAAUUUCAACAGAAUAAAAAAAUACAUAUACAAGAUGAACCAUUGAAAACUGAAAAUGGGAUAAUUAAAUUAUCACAGCAGAAUGAAACUGUGGAAACAAGCUCCCAUAAAAAUCAGUUGAGAAGUGAUCAUAAUGUUCCUAUAAGCGAUACAUUACAAAAUUUUACGUUUCCAUUAGAUAAUAAAGAUUCUCAUGUAAAUAUAGAAUCAACAUAUUUUGUAUCCACAAAUGAGAAUAAAAUAAGUGUAAAGCAAAUGAAUGCAGAAGGUAGUCCUAAACAAGAUGCCAGCAUUGAAAUGACAAAUGUUGCAAUAUCAUCAGAAAAAGAUAACAGUCAUGUAGAAAAGGAAAGAGUAUCGGAAUCUAAUGAAAAUAACAUUAAUUACUUUUGUACAGAUAAAGAUAAAAGUGAAAGUAAUUGUACUUUAGGUAAUAUAUCGUUAAAUCAACAAUUAUCUAUACAAACGAAACAAUUAUUACAAGCUGAGAAUACAAAAAUUAAUGAGUCUGAUGAAAAUACUGACAAUAAUAAACGGAAAAUGCUUGAUUCUCAAAAUCAAACUGUAACUUGUUUACAGGAUCAAAAUCAAGUAGUAAAUCAAUUACAAAUUCAAGUUAGACAAUAUAGUAAUAAAAUUUCUGAACUACAAGCUGCACUUACUGCAAAAAAUACAGAAGUUGAGAUAAAGCUGAUGCAAGAGAUUAAACAACUAAAAGAAAAAUUGCAAAUUCAUGUGCAAACAACUAAUAUUUUAAUUUCGGAAAAAGCAGAACUUACUACAGCCUUAAAUCAAAAUGAAGCAACUAUUAAACAUCAAAAAGAAGAGAUAGAAGAAUUAUCUGGGAAAUUGAAACAUGUUCAAUUUCAUUCAUCUGAAUUUGAAAAAGAAUUAAAUAUUACAAAAAAUGAUGCUGAAGAAGCUAAAAAAAUUGCUCAACAAAUGAAACAAGAUCAUGAAACACUUCACGAAAAAUAUUCAGAGCUAAAGAAGGAAAAAGAUGAUUUGAAUUUACAGGUUUCAGAAUUAAAACAAAAAUUAAGUGUUAAGAAUAGUGAAUUAAUCAAUUUACAGCAGACUUUACAAGAAAAAGCUGCUUUACUUUCAUUAAAUGAAUUAAAAAUACAACAGCUCACAAGCACAUCUCAAGAUUUAGAGAUGCUUGAAAAUCAACAUCAUAAUGUAACCAUGCUUGAACAACAAGUAGCACAAAUGAAAGAAGCUUUGAAAACAGUGAGCGAAGAAAAUGAUGAAGCAAGUAAACAAUAUCAAAACUAUGUACGUCAAUUAGAAACACAACAAGAAAGACUGGUUAAUGAACUAGAACAUCAGAAAAAAUUAAACAACGAAUGGGAAAUUAGAGAAAAAAGUUAUAUAGAGCGUUUAUCAGACUUUGAACAACAAUUACAAUCUGAAAAAGAAAAAGUUCAAGAGUUAAUUCCAUUGCAAAAUCACAAACAUCGUACAGAUACUUUAAUAAAGGAAAUUGAUGAACUUACAUUAGAACAAGAGAGACUUCAUAUUAUUAUAAAUGAAAAAGAAACAGAUAUAGAUAUUUUAAAAAAAGAACUACAACAGUUACAAAAUAAAGAGAAUCAAAGUACAGAUGUACCGAAACUGCUUCAGGCUCUUGAAAGUGAACAGCUUGGUGCAUCUAGAGCUGUAUCACAAAACCAACAGCUUAAACAACAGUUAAAUGAGAUGCAUGAUGCUUUUAUUUUACUUAGCAAUACUAAAUUAGAUUUAACAGAAAAACUACAAUCAGAACGUACUAUUGGGAGGAAGCUAAAUGCAGAACUUAACAAAUUAGAGUCAGAAGUAGAAUAUUUGAAAAAUUCUUUAAAAGAGAAAGAAGAAUCUUUGUCAGAAUUGAAAAAAGAGAAUUUACAGAAUGCUCAAAUUGCUGAUCAAAUACAUCAUUAUCAAGCUCAAUCGCAAUAUGCACAUACAUUACAGCAAGAACUUCAAAAAGCUUUGAAUACUAUUGAUGAUUUAAAAAGUGAAAAUGAAAAACUCACUGAAGAAUUGAAUCAUAAAACGGACAAAGAAAAAAAUGAAAUAAAUGAAUCUAAUGUAAUUAAUGAAAUAUCAGAAAAUAAUGACAAUGUUGAUAAAAAUAUCCUUAACACCAAAGAAAUUAAAACUAUAUCACGCUCCACAAUAACUGAGCCCUCUUAUGCUUUAGAACCAAUAAAGAAAUUGGAAGAGAGAUUUAAGGAAACAAUGGAAAAACUUGCUGAGUUAACGGAUGAAAAACAAAGACUGGAACAUUUGGUUUUACAGCUUCAAAGUGAAACAGAGACAAUAGGUGAAUAUAUUGCAUUGUAUCAAAGGCAACGUGCUAUUUUGCAAGAAAGAGCAAAAGAAAAAAAUGAAGCUUUUCGUUUACUUAUAGAACAGAAAAACGAACAGCAAGAACAAUUGCAUAAGCUAAAAGAAUUAGUAACAAAUUUGAUAACAAGAAAAUCCACUAUUACAGACAACAUGGAGCUUUAUACUUCUGAUCAUAAAGAAGAAAAUAAAGAUGUAAUAACAUCAGAAAACAUCAAACAAAACAAUAGUGUUGUAUCAGAAAUAUCAGAUGAUGAAACAACAUCUCAAAUUCUUGAUCUUUUAACAGAAAUUAAAGAUUGUAAAGAUACAUGCAUACUUGCAUCAAAUUUUCACCCAUGCCCAUGGUGUUCAGGGAAACUUAUUACUGUAUGAUCAUAUAAUUAAAGAUAUAUCUUUUUAAAAAAAAAUACAUUAUAUAUAAUAUAAUAUUAAACAAUAUAUUAAGUGUA
This is a messenger RNA of Vespa crabro (European hornet), 3008 nucleotides long. RefSeq names its product golgin subfamily A member 2-like. Gene Ontology annotation, cellular component: Golgi cisterna membrane; Golgi apparatus; Golgi cis cisterna. Gene Ontology annotation, biological process: Golgi organization. The transcript has 13 exons. The coding region runs from base 175 to 2931 and encodes 918 amino acids. The record is from RefSeq and is a predicted model, not a curated record. Lineage: Eukaryota; Metazoa; Arthropoda; Insecta; Hymenoptera; Vespidae.